Messenger RNA from Schizophyllum commune H4-8, 1215 nucleotides. RefSeq lists its product as uncharacterized. The transcript is spliced from 15 exons. NCBI's taxonomy places the organism in Eukaryota, Fungi, Basidiomycota, Agaricomycetes, Agaricales, Schizophyllaceae. The coding region runs from base 1 to 1215 and encodes 404 amino acids. The record is from RefSeq and is a predicted model, not a curated record.
AUGAUCCCUUCUAUAUUGCUACCUAAGCCCUAUGUCUCUUUCACUCCUUUGAUCUAUCUCAUUUCUUCUCUAUUCAGGCCUGAUCCUUCCCUUUGGAAAUCGCUCCUCUUCCGCGCGCACCAUCAAUCGACACCAAACGCACUCGUGGCUUUCGUAGCUUCUCAGUCUUGGGAUUGCUCGUCGUCGUCUAGCCCGCGCCUAUCGGGUACUAACGGGCUCGAUUCUCGACACCGCGCCACCCUGAUUCGACUUGCUCUGGGCCAUCAAGUCGACCGACCCGACACGCAAUUCCCACUCUCCUCUUACCACCGACUACCACGAUGUCGCGCUCAACCCGCGCAUCUCGGUGCUAUGGUCGUCGUCAGUGGCUUCAACGUCGGCUACCUGUCUCCACCUCGAACGACUGGGAAAGAGGGUCAUACUGACGCGAUCCUCGGCCCUUUCCCGGGACAUUCCGACAGCACGCGACGGCGCGAGGGGUUCCUGAGCCAUACUGCGGAGGCCGAAGGACCCCCAUAUUGCACGACAGCUGUAGGGGGACAGACGACUUUCCCUCGCGACCCUUUGAUAGCCGGAGGCAGGACCGCACUCCAUCGGGCGAAAGAUGCGAUGAGGGUGGUCUACCCUCGGUCCAGAGGCGCCGCACCGCUCUCGGCUGCCGGGGGCAUGCGCGCACUUCCUGGGAUGAGAUAUGCGAUAGGGGAGGGGUCUCCUCCAUCUGUCGUAGGGAAGGAACUCGCAGGAGGGGGUGGAAAUAUGGCGAUACUGGGCCGCCGGAGGCAUGCGUGGGGCCCCCUCGAUUUUGGGCGGGUUUUCGACGGACUCAAGCCGUCGAAGGCACGCGAGGGGUUGCUAAGCGAGGGAUGCGACGAGGACGACUUUUCGACGAAGCUGAGCCGCUGGAGGCGCGCGAAGGGGGGUAGCCAGAUAGAGCCGCCGGAGGCGAGCGCGGGGCCCCUCGGACUUCAAACGAUUUCUCGAGGAUGUCGAACCGCCGGAGGCACGCGCGCGCUCCCUCAGGCGAAAGGCGCGACGAGGAAUUUCCAACGAAUUUUCGAUGAGGCCGAGCCGCCGGAGGCGCGCGAGGGACGUCCUCUCGACGGGCUCAAGCCGGAGGCGUGCUUGGGGACCCGAGGGGUGAGGAAGAUGACAAGGCGUUCUCGUGUCGCUAGUGAUACGCGCGUGCCGUUCGCACUCGUAAUGAGACUGGGAUAA